This is a messenger RNA of Racocetra persica, 282 nucleotides long. NCBI's taxonomy places the organism in Eukaryota, Fungi, Glomeromycota, Glomeromycetes, Diversisporales, Gigasporaceae. The record is from the annotation of a GenBank genome assembly.
AUGGUUUACGAAAUGCCUUCUGGUAAUAUGGAAGAGGUGUUGGAAUUUUUUAAUGUAACUAGUGAUUAUAGUCUAGAAAAUAUUAAAGGAGAAGAACUAAUAAAGAGAUAUGAAUUGCCUGUUAGUUCGGCAAGAUAUAACCCAGAUGCUUACAUUAAGCCUCUAGAUAUUAUAAAAGUGUUUGGUGAGGGAGGAAGUCUGAGGCACGCGUGUGUCUACUUAGGCAAUAAAAAGUUUGCUCAUAGUUUAGGGAAAGAUAACGAGGCAUGGGUUGAAGAUUGA